This is a messenger RNA of Lineus longissimus, 1366 nucleotides long. RefSeq names its product GLIPR1-like protein 1. The transcript has 9 exons. The record is from RefSeq and is a predicted model, not a curated record. The coding region runs from base 102 to 1022 and encodes 306 amino acids. Lineage: Eukaryota; Metazoa; Nemertea; Pilidiophora; Heteronemertea; Lineidae.
CGUUGAAGGAUUCUCAGGUGGUCUAUCUCGAGUGUUUCUUUUUAAACUUGGGAGGUGUCCAAAGUGGUCUGUACGGUUCGUUUGGCAGGGAGGCGUUAGAAAUGCAUCGGAGCUCCAUAUGGAUUUUAGGGCUGAUUUUGACCGUAUUACCCGCCCUUUCCGUUGCUUAUCGGCAGAGUACAGCGCCUGUAGAUAAAUUAGCCUCCAUUCAUAACAAAUACAGACGGGUGAUAGCGUUGAGCAAUGGCGGUGCGUCCAACAUGAAAAAAAUGAUAUGGGACAGAAACUUGGAGGAAGAAGCUACCAAAAAGGCAUCAUGUGAUAAUACAAAAACUCUGCUAAACCCAAGCACAUCAUCUUUCGAAGUCGAUUUCAUGGAAGAGAUGUCCAUGUACAGCACGAAUGCGGACUUAGUGAGUCUAAAAUCCUCGCUCAAUUCGAUAGUACGGAGUUGGUUCAGAGAAAGUUUACAUUACAUACCAUCUUUGAACAUGUGUCAACCCGGGAAGGACUGCUCUCAUUAUACGCAGAUGGCAGCCGCAGAAGCGGAGCGAAUAGGAUGUGCAGUAAACCCGUACUGUGUGAAUGGCCGACAGCCCGCCCUCUUCAUUGUUUGUCUGUAUUCUCCGGGGAUAGAGUCACGACUAGACCCCGGACAACCACUUUACUCCUCUGGAGCGUCUUGUACUAGGUGCCAAAACUCCACACCCUUCUGCGAAGAUGGUCUAUGCGUAAGUUGCCGCGGUCCACACUGUGAUUGCCGGAAAACCUGCGCGAGAAAUGGCCAUGGCGAAGGCAAGCUGAACAAGACAACGUGCACGUGUAAAUGUGAAUAUGGGAACGGACCGAACUGUGAUGAACCCUGCGAACAACCUGAAAUGUACGCCGACUACUAUGACCCUUGCGGGGAAAUCACGAACGAAGAUUGUGACGUCAAGAACCCAGACCGUGCCUUAAUUAUGCAAUUCUGUCCAACAGCAUGCGCGUGCACACCGAUGCCAAAACAAACGCUUCAUCUCUGAUUUCCUCCGUACUGAGGAAUGGAUAAAAUGAAUGAACUUUGAUGCUCCAAAUGAGAAGUGCAGGAAAAAUCAGGAACAUGGCCGUGGCAUUUGAAAACUGAAUGAUAUUUACGGAUGACAUUUGGUGGAGAUCACUUGGCCGAGAACUUUUUGCGAAAGCGUAAUACGACCCCAGGAUUGGAUCGAUCGGGUUGACAUGCCACGGCAUUCAAAUGAUUGUGCAGAGUGUGAUCUAACUGAUAAUCUCGCCGAGAUGAUAAAAGUGGCACUUCUGAUGAAUUGGUAUGACACACGGUGUUGCCAUUAAUCUCAAACUUUGAGAAUGUUAUUCGUGAUGAGUUAUG